Molecule: messenger RNA, 7522 nt
Organism: Hippoglossus stenolepis (Pacific halibut)
Lineage: Eukaryota; Metazoa; Chordata; Actinopteri; Pleuronectiformes; Pleuronectidae
Gene: fer1l4
Product: fer-1 like family member 4
Exons: 49
Coding region: 72-6227 (2051 amino acids)
Biological process (GO): plasma membrane organization
Cellular component (GO): membrane
Source: RefSeq, a predicted model, not a curated record
GAAGAGACGAGAUGGGACGACUUUAGAGCGACGAAAUGUCCAAAGACAGCUGAACGGAUUAAAUCAGCAUCAUGUCCAUCAGUGUGAAUCUGGGGAGGAUCUCCAACCUGCCGGGACGUUCAGACAGAAAAGUCGAACUGUGUUUCAGAGGUUUCAUCCAAAAAACCAGAGUCCUGCAGAGUGAGAGCGUGGCCAUCUUUGAUGAGUAUUUUCGUUGGCCUCACUAUGGCAAAGUGGUCAGAGAUGAAGUUUUGUCCGUCAGUGUUUACAACUGCAGUAAAGUCUUCUCAAACAGACUGCUCGGCAAACUUGUGGUCAGUCUCCAGCAUGUUGUUACCUCAGGGAGGCUGUUGCUACGGGAACCACUCACUGACGCCAACUACAGCUUGACUGACAUCUAUAUCGAGCUGGAUAUCAACUAUCAUCCAGUUGAGGGAUCUGCAGGAGGAUGGGUGGGACUUGACUUCCUGGAUGUUGAAGAGAAAGAUGAAUCAGGUAUGAUCAUCAGGAAUGAAGGAUUUGACGACCCAGAGAGUCAGAGGAAUUCCGUUCGACCAGAUGAGCUCGAGCGGGAGGCCCGACGUCUGGGCCGAAGCCUGGUCAUGACUGGAGAUGAAGAAGACGACGACGACGAUAACGAUUAUGACGAUGACCUGGCGGACCUGGAGUCUUCCAACAUCACUAUCACUCCUCUGCUGAGUCGGUGCAGGCCACUGUCCAGAAGUGUCAUCGCAGGAACACCCAGAGUACAUAGCUUCCAGGUAAAUGUAAACAUCCUGGAGGCUCAGAAGUUGGUUGGAGUAAACAUCAGUCCUGCAGUUUUCAUCAGAGUGGAAGAUCAGAAAAGACACACAGCGACGCAGAAAUCGACCAACUGCCCGUUCUACAACGAGAACUUCCAGUUUGAGUUUCAGGAGGCUCCACAGAUCCUCUUUGAUAAAGUCAUAGAGAUAAAGGUGUUCCACAGAAGGACUCUGGCCUUCCUGAUGACCCACAUUGGAACAUUUAAAAUUGACAUCUCCACCAUUUACAACCAACCAGAUCACCGCUUCUACCAGAAGUGGGCACCUCUCACUGACCCGGCAGACACCAGAUCAGGGAUCAAGGGUUACGUUAAGGCUAGCCUCAGUGUGUUUAUGAAGGGAGAUGCUCUGAACAUGCCCAGUCUGCUGCCAGGCUCCACGUCUGGGGCCAGUGAGGAUAUCGAGAAGAACCUGCUGCUCCCUCGGGGUAUGGCUUCUGAGCGACCGUGGGCUCGUUUCCGUGUUCGUAUUUACAGGGCCGAGGGUCUGCCCACCAUGGAUUCGGGUCUAAUGGCCAAGAUGUCGAAGGUCACUGACCGGACAGUCUUCAUUGACCCUUAUGUACAAGUGACCUUUUCAGGACAACAGGGGGAGACAUCAGUCGGUAGCGCCACCAGUUGUCCAGUUUGGAACGAGGAGAUCAACUUCAUUGAACAGUUUCCUCCUCUGGCGCAACGAAUCAGAGUCCAAGUCCUUGAUGAUGCCAAAAUGGGAGACAUCGCCCUGGCAACACACUUCCUGGAUCUGCAGCAGAUUUCUGACCCCACCAGGAAUGGGUUUAACCCCACCUUUGGGCCCAGUUGGGUCAACCUGUAUGGUUCUCCGAAGAACUCCACCCUUGGAGACGUCCACCAGGCUUUGAACCAGGGUCUUGGUGAAGGAAUCUUUUAUCGUGGUCGAAUCCUCCUUGCCCUCAGUGUGGAGGUCUACGCCUCACCGGCCGCUGCCGUAGCAGAUACAGGCUCAGUCUCCCUGGGAAAGGUGAAAGGAAAACUGGGGAAGCUUGGACUGAGGAGGAAGAGGAGCAGCAAGAAGAAGGAGAAGAAUGAAGGUCAUGGAUUUCUCAGUGAGUCAGGAGAUGCAGGAGUUGAGGUACCAGAAUCUGUUACCGUGGAGACUGAGGAGAUCCACCCUCUCCCUGAGGGUUUCCUGGGGGAAAGGGAGGAUUUUCUGCUGUUUGCAUCUCUGUUUGAAGUCACAAUGAUAGACUCGUCUGUAGGAACCAGACCACUGACGUUUGAACUCUCCAUAGGGAAUUAUGGGAAAGCGGUGGGGAUUGGGAGAUCCAAGAAGAACCAGAGCAGGGAGGAGCUGAGAAGGAGCAGAGAGGAGCUAAGGAGUAGCAGGGAGGAUCUGAGUGAGGAAGCACAGGGUCUGCUGGAGUCAGAGGAGGAGCUCGACAAGGAGGAGAUGCUGAAUCUGGAACCUGAGAACAGAUCAUUGUCCACUCCUAUGAGACCCCAGGCUACUGAGUAUGACAGGUCAUACCAGUGUCUUCCCCUCCAGCCUCCCUCCAUGAAACAGAAGCCUUGUCUGUUUGUCUGGAGUCAGUUUGAAGAUCACAGCUUUCGUCUCAAUCAGGCAAACUGGCUUAGCAAGAUGGCCGACAGGCUGGAGUAUGGUCUUGAUGAGGUGGAACGACUCCUGAGGAGGCCGAAGAGUAAUGCGAAGGAACGUUUGGUGGCGGUGCUCCUGGAGCUCUUGGCCUCCUGCAAGCAGUUUACUGUUUUCGCAGAAAGGAAGUCUCAGUGUCGUCCCAACAACCUUGACAGAUGCAGGAAGGAGUUCAUCAAGAAGAAUUUGGUCCUGCUGGCCAGACAGGCAGUGAGGGCCAGACGUAGGAUAACCAGGCGGCUGGCCAAACAGCGGUUGAUGGAUACCAGGAAACUCCUGAAGAAACUCCGCCUUCUGGCUAAAGAGCCCCAGAAUACCAUCCCGGAUGCGUUUCUGUGGUUACUGAGUGGAAGCAAGCGAUUGGCUUACAUCAGAAUCCCUGCCCACUCCAUCUUUUUCUCAUUGGUGGAGGAGCAGAAGGGACGAGACUGUGGCCGAGUCACCACCCUGUACAUGAAGUCUCCAGGAAGUUCAGCAAGGGAGAUCUUUGCUAAGCUUGAGGUCUACCUGUGGCUUGGUCCAUCCAAGUACAGUAAAGAGGCAACCAAAAGCUUACCGGAGGAGUUCCUGCCGGUCUAUGAGGAGGAGGCGGAGGAGCAGAGGAACCUUGACACUGCGGGGAGGAGGAAACUUCCUGUUAGUUUGUCCUGCCAGGAUAGCAGGUACUUCCAACUACGAUGUCACCUGUACCAGGGGCGUGGCCUAAUUGCAGCUGACGACAACGGCCUGUCAGAUCCCUUUGCCAAGGUUCUUUUCUCUACCCAGUGCCAGGUCACCAGGAUGUUGCCUGACACGCUCUCUCCAGCCUGGUGUGAGUGUUUGUUGUUCGACAGAGUCCUGCUGGAAGGAACAAGGGAGGAGCUCCAACGAGACCCGCCCCUCAUCAUCAUCAACGUCUUUGACUAUGACUCAAUGGGUAGUCCGAAGCCGCUGGGUCGGGCGUUUGCAGAGCCAGAGUUUAAACCUGUGGAGCAGUUCUACCAGAGGCCCAACCUCCAUUUCUUUGACAUCAACUUGGGAAGGGCCCCUGCCGGCGAGCUGUUGGCUGCCUUCGAGCUCAUCGAGCUGGACUACUCUGGGUUUGGAGAGCCCUGCCUCCCCAGCAGUACAGACCCUCAGGAAUUGACCUACAUUGAGGAGGAGAGAUAUUACAUCAUCCCAGAAGGAGUCCGACCUGUUCUGAAGACCUUCAGGAUAGAGGUGCUGUUCUGGGGUCUGCGAGAGCUGAAGAGGGUGCAGCUCUUUGAGGUGGAGCGCCCCCUGGUGAGGGUGGAGUGUGCAGGAAGACAGCUGGAGUCUGAAGAGGUCGAGAACUACAAGACUCACCCCAACUUUAAAGAGCUGGUCCGCUACAUUGACGUGGACCUGCCGGAACAGGCCUACCUCCAUCCUCCUCUGACAUUGUUUGUGGUUGAGCAUCGAGCCUUCGGUCGACUUGCUCUAGUUGGGUCCCACGUGGUCCAGAGUCUCAUGUAUUAUGCCCCACCUGAGCUGGGGGGGAGGGAAGAGGAGGAAGAUGACGAGCCUCAACCAAAAGCGGUGAGGCGGAACACAGUGAACGUCAACACUCUGUCCACAGUGAAGAAGAUGGGACUCAGCACCCUGACAAUCAAACAGUCGAAGAUUCCCUUCAACCCCAUGAAGCUGGUUCGCUCUCCUCUGAAGAAAUUGAUGACAAAGGGGGAGGAGCUGGAAGAGGAGCUGCCAGAGAAGGAGGAGUUGGACUGGUGGUCGAAAUAUUAUGCUUCAGUGGACGAGCUAGAGAGACAGGCUGCUGAUGAACAGGAUAUGGAGGAACAAGCAGAUGGAGAUGGAGCGAAUCUGACCAUGGCGAACAUCGAAGAGGAAGAGGAGGAGGUUGUGGUGAUUGAGAUCGAACCUCCCAAGCGCAAGACGAUCGCCACACUGAAGCUGUAUGGAGGUGAUCUGGAGUCAGAGUUCAGUCAGUUCCAGGACUGGCUGCAGAUCUUCCCGCUGUAUAAAGGCAAAGCGAGCACUGAGGACGAGGCUGAGGACGAAGAGGAGCGGUUGAUGGGGAAAUACAAGGGCUCCUUCUUGGUUUAUCCGAUUGAUUUAGAAGACAGAGAAGAAACCAAGUGUCAGAUCACAGAUGGAAUCCCCAAAAAUUCACCCAUCAAAGUCUUAGUCCGAGUCUACAUUGUCAAGGCCACCAGUCUGGCUCCCACAGACCCGAACGGUAAAGCUGACCCGUACCUGAUAAUUCGAGUCGGACAGCAGAGUCUCGACACCAAAGAUCGAUACAUUCCCAAGCAGCUAAACCCCACGUUCGGAGAGGUGUUUGAACUCACCGUAUCUUUCCCACUGGAGACAGAGCUGGGUAUCAUGGUGAUGGACCACGACCUCAUUGGCGCUGAUGACGUCAUUGGCGAGACACGGCUCGACCUGGAGAACCGGUUCUACAGCCGCCACAGAGCCGGCUGUGGGCUGGCUCUCUACUAUGACACGGAUGGCUACAAUAUUUGGCGGGAUGCAAAGAACCCAUCCGCCAUCUUGGCCGAGCUCUGCAAAGAGAACGGCAUCCCGUCUCCGGAGUACAGAACAUCUCAGGUCAAAGUCCUCAACAAGAUCUUCAAAAUCCCACCAGACGCAGUACCUGAAGGUCUGCUGAAGAAGAACCAGCUCUCUCCAGAGGAGCAGGCAGAGAUAGAGGAGCACGCGGCCCUGAGUGUGCUGCAGCGCUGGGGGGAGAUGAGCGAGUUCCUCCCUGGCGCCAUCCGUCUGGUCCCAGAGCACGUGGAGGUCCGGUCCCUGCUGAACCCGGACAAACCUGGACUCCCACAGGGUUACCUUCAUAUGUGGGUGGACAUGUUUCCUAACGAUGUCCCAGCCCCGCCCCCUGUUGACAUCAAGCCCCGCCUACCUGAACAGUACGAGCUGCGCGUCAUCAUCUGGAACACGGACGAUGUGUUUCUGGACGAUGUCAACCCGUUCACUGGUGACCCGUCAUCCGACAUCUACGUUAAAGGAUGGAUAAAGGGACUGGAUGGAGAGAAACAGGAAACUGACGUCCACUUCAACUCUCUGACUGGAGAAGGAAACUUCAACUGGAGAUUUGUGUUCCGCUUCGACUACCUUCCAACUGAGAAAGAGGUGGUUUUUAAGAAGAAGGAGUCCUUCUUCUCUCUGGAGGAGUCGGAGUUUCGACAGCCGGCUGUUCUGACGCUGCAGGUGUGGGACUAUGAUCGCAUCGCAGCCAACGAUUUCCUGGGCUCCAUCGAGCUUCGUCUCAGCGACAUGGUGCGAGCAGCAAAGUCGUCCGGUCAGUGCUCGAUCGGGAUGGCGAAGGAUCGGGCCAGCCCCCGAUUCUCCAUCUUUCGUGCCAAGAAGAUGAAGGGCUGGUGGCCACUGACCCGCCUGAAGACGGCCGAGGACAUCGAGAAGGAGGAGAAGGAGAAGGAGGAGGCCAAGAAGAAGGGAAAGAAGAAGAAGAGCAAGGACAAGAGGACAAAGUUGAAACGGGAGCAGCUCCAGUACACCGACAGCAGCGGCAACACCUUCCUGCUAAUGGGGAAGGUGGAGGCCGAGCUUCAGCUGGUGGCAUUGGAGCAGGCGGAGGCCAACCCUGUGGGGCGGGCCCGCAAAGAACCGGAGCCUCUGGACAAACCAAAUCGUCCAACCACCAGCUUCAACUGGUUCGUCAACCCGAUGAAGACCUUCAUCUUCCUCAUCUGGAAGAAGUUCAAGAAGUUCAUCAUCACUGUGAUUAUCCUCGCCAUCCUUGCGCUCUUCCUCUGCCUCAUCGUCUACACACUGCCACAGCAAAUCUCCGCACUCGUCAUCAACGGAUGAAGAAACGUGCAGAGUGUUCAUCACCUCCAGCUCCACCAUCAUGUCCCAGCACAGGUUUCUCAGUUUACGACUAACUGGCGUCAUAUUCUCUCCUCCAGCCGAUCACUGUGGAACUCAAUCAUGAUUUAAUACAUUCAGCCUGGACUUCACUACAUUACCCAGCGUCCCCACUGAUCUGAGGAUGAUUGAAGUAUUUAGGAUUCUCUUUUACUGUCAUUCACAACCAGAGAAAAUUACUGGACACCUUUUACUUCAUGCUUAGCCUAUAUACAUAUUAAUAUAAUGUCAUUUAAAUAUUAUUACUGUGUAGCAUCACUGGCCAAACUUACAUCCAACAAAUAAGCACUUUUCCAAAACAAAAAGAUUCACACUAUUGUGUACAAGUUUAAUUUUGUUGAUUAAAUACAGUUGUUGUUGCGAGUUUCUUUUUAAUGUUAAAAGCAAAUAAAUAAGUAAAAUAAAGAUGCACUGACAGAGAGCUGAAGUUGAUAUUUUCAUUCAUACCAGUUUCAGAAAGAUCAAUGUGAAUGUUUGCUGCUAUUUCUGAGUGAAUAAAUAAAUAAAUAUGAAUAUCAGUUAGAAUGAUUCUGUCUGUUUGAAGGCAGUGAAGAGAAAACCCACAAAUAUUCAGUUAUUAAUUCCCCAAAUGCAUUGUGACAAAUGAAUGUAAAAUGAAUAUUAUUUCAUAUUCAUUUAAGAUUAAAUUAUCUUUCAUUGUAGUAACCAGGGGACGAACUGGAUCCGUAUCAGAUCAGAAUGGGAGGAAUAGGAAGUGGACAGGCUCACAUGUGUUUCAUCCUCUGGAGUCCGAACCUUUUUACUCGUAGAUAAUUCAGUGUAAUAAUGAGGAAAAACACAGUUUGACAGAUGAAGCUGUGUUGAAGUCAGGACUCAGCCUCCAGACUCCAAACCUCCUCGUCCUCGUCUUCAGUCUGAACCACAGGAAGUCUGAAUGGUUUGUUUACAGACGCCGGCUGCGAUUGUUUCCUCUGAGACUCUGAUGAUGAUGAUGGAUCAUGUGGAGAUGAAUGUUAACUCGUGUCAGAGACUAGAAGGGAAGUUACAUGUGAAAACCAGUGAACAGUUUGGGUUGUGCUGCUGUUCGAGGAGUCCCUCUCUGUUUUCUGCCAUGCUAGCUUCAGAGAUGGUUACGUCACUCUAUCUGUUUUCUGAGUUUUGUUUCUGUUUAUAGACAAACCAGUCUGAAUAAAACCAUAUACACCCAAGUGAUUUUCAUAUUAUGUUAAACAAGUUUCUUUCUUUCUGUCUCUAAAACAAAACAACUUCUUUUUUAA